Molecule: messenger RNA, 2954 nt
Organism: Thalassophryne amazonica
Lineage: Eukaryota; Metazoa; Chordata; Actinopteri; Batrachoidiformes; Batrachoididae
Product: leucine-rich repeat and fibronectin type-III domain-containing protein 2
Exons: 4
Coding region: 264-2627 (787 amino acids)
Cellular component (GO): postsynaptic density membrane; cell surface
Molecular function (GO): protein binding
Source: RefSeq, a predicted model, not a curated record
UUUUAAUUCCUCCUGUGACUCUCUCAUAUAGGUAAUCUGUGUGAACCCACACAGAUGUGACAGCUAUCACAAACACACCUUCUGACCUCCACCUUCUUGACAUGAAUCGAUAUGUGUUUGGAUACCUGACUUCAACAACUACUGCUUUUACUGCUGACUGGUUGCGUCUUGCUGUCUGACUGUGAAUGCCGGGCCUUGAGGUAGUUCUGCGGGACCAUAUGGCACAAUACCACACAAUAUAGGUCCCCUGUGUAUGAAGUAACAUGGACAAAGUGGUCAUCAGUCUCCUGCUUCUGGCAACCACAGUCGUGAUGGUCCAUGCAUGUCCCAAAUACUGUGUCUGUCAGAACCUCUCAGAGUCUCUGGGAACAUUAUGCCCCUCCAAAGGCCUGCUCUUUGUUCCGCCGGACAUUGACCGGCGAACUGUGGAGCUCCGGCUCGGUGGAAAUUUUAUUCUCAAGAUCACUACACAGGAUUUUGCUAACAUGACAGGACUGGUGGAUCUCACUUUGUCGCGCAACACCAUCAGCGACAUCCAGCCUUUCUCCUUCAUUGACCUCGAGACUCUGAGAUCUCUGCACCUAGACAGUAACCGACUGACUGAACUUGGCCCAGAUGACCUUAGAGGACUGAUCAACCUUCAACAUCUGAUCCUCAACAACAAUCAACUGAAUCAGAUCUCCAAAGCAGCAUUUGAUGACUUGUCACUGACCCUGGAGGAUCUGGAUUUGUCAUACAACAACUUGCGCAGUGUGCCUUGGGAAGCCAUCCGUAGGAUGGUAAACCUCCAUCAAAUGAGUCUGGAUCAUAACCUCCUUUCCUUCAUUGCUGAGGGGACUUUUACUGAUUUGGAUAAACUGGCCCGCUUGGAUCUUACCUCUAACCGUUUGCAGAAGCUCCCACCGGAUCCCAUAUUUGCCCGCUCCCAGAGCAAUGUUAUAAUGAGCACUCCGUAUGCACCUCCACUCUCCCUCAGCUUUGGUGGAAAUCCAUUGCAUUGCAACUGUGAGGUGCUUUGGCUCCGAAGGCUCGACCGUGAGGAUGAUAUGGAAACCUGUGCCUCUCCUAGCAGUGUAAAAGGGCGCUACUUUUGGUCUGUGCGAGAGGAAGAAUUUGUUUGUGAACCCCCUCUGAUCACUCAACAUACACACAAAUUGCUCGUGCUCGAAGGCCAAACAGCUAGCCUUCGAUGCAAAGCUGUUGGUGAUCCAAUGCCAACAGUGCACUGGGUUGCUCCAGAUGACCGUUUGAUCAGCAAUUCCUCCCGAGCAACUGUAUAUGACAAUGGAACCCUGGACAUAACAAUCACCUCUUCAAAGGAUUACGGUACCUUUACUUGCAUAGCCGCUAAUGCUGCUGGGGAAUCUAUAGCCUCUGUUGAACUGUCAAUCAUUCAGCUCCCCCACCUGAAUAAUGAGACAAACCGAACCACACAGUCCAAGUCCGGGCUUUCUGAUAUAACCAGCUCGACCAAGAUCAGUAAGGGGGAGCCUAAAGUUCUACCAGAGAAGACUGUAUCUGUAUCAGAAGUGACUGCUGUUUCUGCUUUAGUCAAGUGGACUGUGAGCAAAUCAACUCCAAAGGUCAAAAUGUACCAGCUCCAGUACAACUGUUCUGAAGAUGAAGUCCUUAUUUACAGGAUGAUUCCCAUGACGAACAAAGCCUUCCUAGUCACAAAUCUUGUGCCAGGGAUGCAAUAUGACCUGUGUGUCCUUGCCAUCUGGGAUGACACUGCUACCACACUUACUGCCACCAACAUUGUUGGCUGCAUCCAGUUUAUCACCAGGGAUGACUAUCCACAGUGCCAGUCACUUCACGGUGGUUUCCUGGGUGGAACCAUGAUCCUUGUCAUUGGUGGCAUUAUCGUUGCCACAUUGUUGGUGUUUAUCAUCAUCCUUAUGGUGCGAUACAAGGUGACCAACGGAAUCCAGACAAGCAAACUACCCAUGGUGAGCAACACAUACUCCCAGACAAAUGGGGGAUUGAACAGAUUCAAUGGUGCCCCACCACAGGUCAAAUCCACAGUGGUGGUCAUGCGUGAGGAAAUGGUAGAGUUCAAGUGUGGAUCACUCCAGAGCAGCCUCUCUUCAUCUUCAUCCUCUUCUAACUCAUUGGACAGCCAACCAGUAAGAGGUGCUGGUGAGUGCUACAACAUGCAGGGAAGCGGAAGCAACACCCUUCCCGGCAGCAAAUUCAAGAAGCACACACAUGGCACCAAAACACGACCAAGCCUGGAUCACCUUUUAGGAGCCUUUACCUCACUUGAGCUGCGAGGACCAGGGAAGGAUCAGCAAGGAGUAUCUGGUGCCUCCACUACUUCAAACACUAUGGCAGUUGCUACAGUGCCCCUGUCUGAUAAAGAACCUCUUCUUGGAAGGGCCGAGUCCACCACCAUGCUGGGACGUCUUCUAGGGAUGCCCCAGGAGGGUAAACCAAAGAGGAGUCACUCAUUUGACAUGGGUCAUGUGGGGACAGCACAGUGUCGCAGCAACUACCCUCGCAGGAUCAGUAAUAUCUGGACUAAACGUAGUCUGUCUGUUAAUGGCAUGCUGCUCCAAUACGAUGACAGUGAGGAGGAAAAAACAACCUUUGAGAGCUCUGAGUGGGUCAUGGAAAGCACAGUUUGAGUACAAUCAGGUUAACGGUGUGGGUGAUCAGAGAAACAAUAAACCUAUACAAAGAACAAAAUGGACAUGAGUGUAGAGGGAAGACUGUUCUGAAGGGAAUAUUGCAUGACAUUCAUCCAUGUGAAUUCUGUGAGAAAUGACACUCAAACUGAUUGUUUCCUGGCCAUGAUGACAAAUCUGACAGUCCACCAAACUGAAUUUGAAAAAUUGUUUGCAUCUUGAAAGCAUACCGAAUCUUGCAGCUUUUUUGCAGUUUAAUGUGUGUAGAAAAUGAGUUCCAUUCCACAGGGCAUGUGGGAGUAUUUCAGAAAAAAAUGAGGAAAUAAA